Messenger RNA from Gamsiella multidivaricata, 1339 nucleotides. RefSeq names its product putative PEP8-vacuolar protein sorting/targeting protein. Bases 278 to 1216 code for a protein of 312 amino acids. Gene Ontology annotation, biological process: retrograde transport, endosome to Golgi; intracellular protein transport. NCBI's taxonomy places the organism in Eukaryota, Fungi, Mortierellomycota, Mortierellomycetes, Mortierellales, Mortierellaceae. Gene Ontology annotation, cellular component: retromer complex; endosome. The record is from RefSeq and is a predicted model, not a curated record. The transcript is spliced from 8 exons.
GAGAAGAAGAGUUCAACGGUUCCUGUGCGGGGGAAUGGAGCUCAUUUUAGCGGUGGAUGGACCCUGUCUAUUCUAAUAGCCAUCAAAAUAGAAAGGCAGUCUGCGUCCCGCGUCUGUGUCUUCUCAGCUUUCAUUACUUGGCGCUCCUGCAUAUACACUUUCCAUCCAUUCAGGAUCACACUCACCGUUACUACACCGACGAGACAAUUUUCACUACCAUAAACACCACCAAGGUCCUCUCCACCACAGAACAACCUCCAACGCGUCGUUUUCCAACAUGGCUAUGGCUAAUCUCUUCGGUUUCUCCGCCCCGCUGGACGUGGAGAUUCGCUUCAACGGUCAGGAACAGCGCAAGCAAAUUGAGGCCAAGGUCGACAAGGACAGGCGUGAAAAGUUCCCGCUUUACUUUGACGGCGAAACCGUUGCAGGAAAGAUUAAUAUCAGAGUCAAGGACGGAAAGAAAGUGGAACACAAUGGCAUCAAGGUCGAGUUUGUCGGAAGCAUAGAGCUCUUUUACGAUCGUGGAAACCAUUAUGAGUUCAGGACAAUGCAGCAGGAAUUGGCCGUGCCCGGUGAACUCCGCAACAACACGACUUUCGACUUUGAAUUCAAGAAUGUCGAAAAGCAAUAUGAGAGUUAUCAUGGAAUCAAUGUCAAGCUGAGGUACUUUGUCAGAGUUACCGUUCAAAGACGUUUGGCAGACGUAGUCAAGGAGCAGGAUAUUUGGGUCCACUCUUAUGUCAUGCCCGCUGAUGGCAACAGCUCGAUCAAGAUGGAAGUCGGAAUUGAGGACUGUUUGCACAUCGAGUUCGAAUACAACAGGUCCAGAUACUACCUGAAGGAUGUUAUCGUGGGCAAGAUCUACUUCCUUCUCGUCCGUAUCAAGAUCAAGCAUAUGGAGCUUUCGAUCAUUCGGCGGGAAACAACAGGAGCACCACCAAACCAAUACAACGAGAGCGAAACAAUUACGAAGUUUGAGAUUAUGGAUGGCGCCCCCGUUCGCGGAGAGACCAUUCCUAUUCGACUCUUCCUCGGAGGUUUCGAGCUCACACCUACCUUCCGUGAUGUAAACAUGAAGUUCUCUGCUCGCUACUUCUUGAAUCUGGUGCUUGUCGACGAGGAAAACAGACGCUACUUCAAGCAGCAGGAAAUCACCAUUUUCCGUCGCCAAGUUGAUGAUGAGGCUCUUGAUGGUCUUGUACCGAUCGAGGCUUAAGCGCAGUGUGUGGCUCAUAUUCCCAUCCCUUUAUUAGAGUUCUCCGCACAAGCAUAGCAAGCUAUUCGAGCCCGAUUCAACGGGAACUCCUCAAUUCAAUAAAACAUACAAAGCACUCUCUAG